AUGGAACGAAAGGGGUCGACCAGUUCGGGAAUUCGAGUGGACAGGGAAAUUGUCGUUUACACUGAUUAUAAUUCCAACGGAGAACAGCCAGCUUCACAUCCACCGUCGGUUGUAUCGGUUGUGCGCUCCCUUUCGGAUAUACGGCGAGAACAGAGAUCACCUGAGCCACUACGGUCCGACGUAUCGGACACCCCGCUGCGGCUUAACAGCAUAGUCCGCCAUACCGAUGUCCAAGAAGCAAGGCUCGAAGAUCUUCUCGAAGAGCAACGAAACCAAGACAACUUGCGAUACCUCAUUGAGUUUCUCCAGGAGACUCCGCCUCCUGGUAACUACAUGUCUAGACCAGACAGCUCUAGCACCUCAUUAUCGGAACAAGGCAACAUAUGGACCAAGCUCAAGGCCUUUCGGAAAAAUCGCGAAACCAGCAAGAAGCAUCGUCCACCCGUCAUUAGACUGCCAGAUUCAGCGGUUGCUGCAAAAACCAUCGGGGGACAUCAACACAUUGCCAUAUCAAUUCCUUUUGAGCAUUGCCAUCUCGGACCUAUCUCCCCCACCCAAUACCCGGUGUUUGAUUCUAUCGAGCGAGAAUUCACAAGGGAAAUCGAGACGCGGCUGGGCCCAAUGCGUACUUACAACCCAGAACGAGGGGUUGUAACAGUGCUCAAGCCUGUUGCAGAAGAUCCCGAAUCCUGCUCCUCCGGCGCAGAGCGAUCGCCCCUUUCGCCUAAAUCACUGCGUCUCUCGUCAGCCUCGCAAGGUCUGCCCGUGCCGUUCCCAACUAUUUCACCAUCUGGAGGUCGAAGAUCCCCGUCCGGACGUGCCGCGCGUACCACCACAGCAUCUGCCACAACCCAAGAGUCGAAACCGAUGAAGACAAGUGAAUUCGAGGCUGUUACCUCCCCCCAAGGUGAUGGCUUCUCAUAUGUUCUGACAGAGAAACAGCCGAGCUCCUUAAGCCCAAUGCUGCCUCGGCCUGAACCAAUCGCAAGCCGCGCUGCUGCAAGAUCCCAUACACGCAAUGCUAGCGUGGCAUCUAAUGCACCCAGUGUCCAAUCCACAAAAUCUGCCAUGCGGCCAAACCUGCCAGCUAGGAGGUCAAGCAGGAAUUCAAGUAUGGCCCCAGGCUCUAAGGACUCGAUUGACGGCGUCUUGAGCCGCAGUGGCUCGGCCAGAAAAUCCCAGAAAGAUUUGAUCCGAAGGUCUCUCACCGAGAGCAUAUUCACAUCAGGGCUAGAGCCAACAUUACUCGAUGCCAAGGCCAUACCGACUUACGUACGGCCACAUUCAAGACAACAGGUGGAUUCUCCUUUGGAUCCCAACUUCCCACAGCCAUCGACUACUAGUCGCUCCGUUCAAACUGAUAUUCCGUCGAUCCAUCCGACCCUGGACAAGAUAAAGAAGCGCAGAGAUCGCCUGCGGGAGAAGAAAAAGCGAGACAUCGGGGCAAUGAAGAUGCCGCGGGAUUCAAGCCAGCCUUCCGCCUCCCAUCUUCUCCAACCUCCAACUGCCAAAAUCUCGCCCGAAUCGCCCGUCCUGGGCAACUUCAGCGACAGUCUCGACUCACACCCAUCUAAGUCCUCAAAAACAUCUUCCUCGACCAAAAAGAAGCGCAAACCCCCUCCUAUCAAUGUGGUCGCCCAUAUCAAUUUAGCCAUGUCCGAGAUGCCCGAGAUACCCGAGAUAUCUCCUGGCGCGGUUCCCAAGACAAGCAGACACAGCGCCAAGAAUUUGUCCGAAAAAGUCAGUCCGCUCUCUCCGUCUAGAUAUUCAGACCUGAGCUUCGACCGAACGUCAUAUAAACGACGCAAGGAGCGUCAGGCAGAACGCAAGUCCCACCACGCCGCCCAAGCCGCCAUGGCCGAGGAUCAGGAGACCGCCGAACGGCUUUCGCGGGAGGAACUGCUCGCCCGUUACCUUGCGCUGAAGGAAAUUCGCAUACAUGACAUGGAGAAGCAACUCAGACGUAUCGAACGCAAUUCUGAGGUAUGGCUUCGUUCGCUAGUCCCGCUCGUUGAGGCCCUAACGGAAACCAUUCUCCAGGAGCGGGAGCACCACACGUAUCACCAACGUCAUGUGGAUAGUAGCACACGGUCCUCAGCUCCGCACUCUCAUCGCGACGGCCGUAAGAAUCAUCUAUUGAGGCCCUCCCGGAGCUAUGAGUCGUUGUUCGAUUUGUCAGCAAUCCACCGGCAGCACACAGAUGGGGGUGAAGCGCGGGCUAAGAAGAGGAGACCCGUGAGCCUGAUGGUUAGUGGCAGCCAACAACACUAUAGUGGCGGUCAGCUGUAUAAAGAGUUUGAGAGGGGGUUCCAGAAACUCCGCGCUACGGGUGAGCGCGAUGGUGAUCUCGAUGCUCGCAAGCGGGAGACGGAGCAGCGGUAUUCGCGGGACAGUGAUAGCCCUGACAGUUAUUUCAGCGCUGAGAUGAGCACGCGUAAUUGCAAAAGCAGUAUUAGCAGUAGCAGCAGCAAAGCCACUGGAUUCGAGACGCUGGAGCCGUUGAUGCGCGAGCUACAGGGCGUGGCGCGGGUUCGUCUGGAGUUGCGGUAG
This is a messenger RNA of Pseudomassariella vexata, 2550 nucleotides long. RefSeq lists its product as uncharacterized. The transcript has a single exon. NCBI's taxonomy places the organism in Eukaryota, Fungi, Ascomycota, Sordariomycetes, Amphisphaeriales, Pseudomassariaceae. The coding region runs from base 1 to 2550 and encodes 849 amino acids. The record is from RefSeq and is a predicted model, not a curated record.